This is a messenger RNA of Triticum turgidum subsp. durum (durum wheat), 459 nucleotides long. NCBI's taxonomy places the organism in Eukaryota, Viridiplantae, Streptophyta, Magnoliopsida, Poales, Poaceae. The record is from the annotation of a GenBank genome assembly.
AUGGACAUGGGGAGGGGGAUGGGGAUGGGGAUGGGGAUGGGGAGGGGGAUGGACAGGGAGGACGGGCUCAACCUCAGCUUGUCACUGCAGCGGUCGCCUUCGUCGCCGCCGAGGUUCCAGGCGGUGUUCGCCUGUUGCUACUGCCCCAGGAAGUUCAGGAGCUCGCAGGCGCUCGGCGGCCACCAGAACGCGCACAAGGUCCAGCGCAACCUGGCCAGGCGAGGCCGGGACGCCACCACGGCGCUGUCGUUGGCGGCGGCGGGAGAUCAAGGUAAGGCCGCCGUCGAUGACGACAGCGCUCCGCUGCGCCCAGCGGACCCCGACGCCGCCGACGCGUGGGGAGGGGGGAGGGUCUACCCUCCUCAUCGCCAGCAGGGCUCGGGAGCAGCCUCGUCCGGUGCGGCAAGAGGCAACGAAGAGCUUGCGGAUGAGAUGAUUGACCUGUCCCUGAAGCUAUGA